GGGGGGUGGGGGAGGGGAAGAAAGAGAAGAAACAGAGAGUGAGGAGAGGCAGAGAGGGAGAGAGAGGGAUCUGAGCAAACUCGAGGAAGACGAUCGAGUCGAACCAAUUUUGAAAGGGAAAAUGACUAAACUUGGGGUUCUUGAUUAAUUGAAGUUGGUUAAUUCUCGAGAUUCUCAAGGGCAAAAGUUGACGAGACUGAAAGCAAGCAUUUUGAAGGCUCAAUUCAGUGGACCAUACGUUGGGUGUUCGAUAAACUUCUAGCUGCGCGGAAGGACUACUUUUUGAUAUCGGGGAUCAGCUCGGAGAACUAGGCUGACGCCAUGUCCAUGAGGAGAGCUUCAACCUCUCUUCUCUCCCAACUCACCUGUCCGAGACCCAAACCUUCUUCCCCUUCCAUUCUUUCCCGGAGCUACAUCCCCGAGUCCUGCUCCAUCUCCCAUGGCGGCCUGCUCUUCAAAACCCGCAGCAGCUUCAACUCAACCCCUUCCCGGAAUAUCGACACUCUUGCUGAGCCACCCACCUCCCUGCUCCCCUCGAGGCAGCGGAAGCUCCAGGAAAAAUCGAAGCUUGAGGAGGCCUUUGAGUCCGCGAAGACCCUCGACGACAUGCUCGGCGCGUUCAAGAUGAUGGAGUCUUCCUUCAACGAGAGGGAGCUCGGUCUGGCCGCUCUCAAGAUCGGGCUCAAGCUCGAUCAGGAUGGUGAGGACCCCGAGAAGAUCUUGGAUUAUGCUGGCCGGGCUCUGAGGGCUUUGGACGGCGACGGGAAGCCCAAUUUGCUCCUUGCCAUGACUUUGCAUUUGAUGGGUUCGGCUAAUUAUGGCCUGAAGAGGUUUAAUGACAGUUUGGGGUAUUUGAAUAGGGCGAAUCGGUUGUUGGGUCGGUUGGAGGAAGAGGGUUCGGUCGGUGUUGCAGACGUUCGCCCUGUUCAUCACGCCGUGCUGCUCGAGUUGGCGAAUGUGAAGACUGCGAUGGGGAGGAGGGAGGAAGCAAUCGGAAACCUUAGAAAGUGCUUGGAGAUUAAGGAGAUGAUGUUCGAGGAGGGCAGCGUGGAGCUGGGCAAGCCGAAUCGGGAUUUGGCGGAUGCUUAUGUUGCUGUCUUGAACUUCAAGGAGGCCCUGCCCUUCGGCCUCAAGGCCCUGGAGAUACAUAAGAAUCACUUGGGGAAUAAUUCCGUCGAGGUUGCCCAUGACAGGAGGAUUCUCGGGAUGAUCUACAGUGGAUUGGAGGAACACGAGAAGGCCCUCGAGCAGAAUGAGCUCUCUCGGAAGGUUCUCAACAAUUGGGGGAUGAGGUCUGAUCUGCUCCGAGCAGAGAUUGAGGCCGCGAAUAUUCAGAUUGCAUUGGGAAAACACGAUAAGGCGAUCGAAACCCUCAAGGCAGUGGUCCAAAAGACUGAGAAAGACAGCGAGACGCGGGCUCUGGUCUUCAUCUCCAUGGCAAAGGCCCUCACCGAGCAAGACAAGUUAGCAGACUCUAAGAGGUGCUUGGAAAUUGCGUGUGGAAUUCUCGACAAAAGAGAGACUUCCUCCCCCUCGGAAGUUGCCGAGGCUUACUCGGAGAUAUCUAUGCAGUAUGAAACCAUGAAUGAGUUUGAGCCUGCGAUAUCGUUACUUAAGCGAGCCCUCGCCCUGCUGGAGAAGCUCCCUCAGGAGCAGCACUCUGAAGGGAGUGUAUCUGCAAGAAUCGGGUGGCUUCUCCUGCUAACAGGGAAAGUUCAUCAGGCAAUUCCAUACUUGGAGGGUGCUGCAGACAGGUUGGAAGGGUGCUUCGGUUCGAAGCAUUUCGGGAUCGGUUACAUUUACAAUAACUUGGGGGCAGCUUAUUUAGAGCUUGAGCGGCCCCAGUCAGCAGCUCAGAUGUUUGCGGUGGCAAAGGAUAUUAUGGAUGUCGCGCUUGGGCCACACCAUGUAGACUCGAUCGAGGCAUGUCAAAACCUUUCAAAAGCGUACAGUGCUAUGGGAAGCUAUGCCCUAGCAAUUGAGUUUCAGCAGCGGGUAGUCGAUGCUUGGGAGAGCCAUGGGCCUUCAGCGGAAGACGAGCUCAGGGAGGCCCGACUACUGCUUGGACAGUUGAAGAAGGCCAGUGGCGGCUCUUCAAGUAAUGAGUUCUCAAAGGCCUUGCCUUUGCCCCAUGUCAGCAGCUCUUCCCGUUCGGGGCAAUCAGAUCUUCCACUUGCCCAGCGGUCAGCUUAGCUAAAAUUUUGCUCUGUGCAGAUGUCUACUAGCUCUUCAUGGACUCAGCCUUUUUUUCAGUCAAAUGAGCCCGUAGUGAAAUUAUUUAUGGAACUGUUGCUUCAUUUGGGCUUUUAUGAACCUUUCAGUUUAGCCACAAAGUUGAGGGCUUGAAUUUUGGUCAGUCAAUUAAAUUGUUGUACUUUCUGUGUAUAAUAAUUUAAGAUCGUUGCUCA
This is a messenger RNA of Punica granatum (pomegranate), 2408 nucleotides long. The record is from RefSeq and is a predicted model, not a curated record. Lineage: Eukaryota; Viridiplantae; Streptophyta; Magnoliopsida; Myrtales; Lythraceae.